Molecule: messenger RNA, 2030 nt
Organism: Aspergillus eucalypticola CBS 122712
Lineage: Eukaryota; Fungi; Ascomycota; Eurotiomycetes; Eurotiales; Aspergillaceae
Exons: 1
Coding region: 188-1750 (520 amino acids)
Source: RefSeq, a predicted model, not a curated record
CUUCCAUCAAUCCUCCCCUCCUUUUCCUUGCUUCCAUGGUCAGUGCUGCCCUUCUCCUCCGCGAUGUCUGGAUUAAAUCCUUUCCGCCCUAAGAAGCCCGAAAGUGAGUCCGUCCGGCGGUUCCGGUUCCUGCGCACCGUUCGUCGCGUGCUGGUCGGGACGAGAUGGACGGAGCUGUCCCUGACCCAUGAUGCUGACCUUCUCCAUCCCAGAUACCACCUUCGCUGCUCCUACUCCUGCUCCUGCUCCGGCACCCUCUCUGCCUCAGUCUCUGCCUCAGCCCUCCUUCACCUUGUAUCCCUCGAAACCUGCUCCCUCCGUGACCUUCCCUUCCACCUCGUUCCGCUCUGUCCCUCGAACCCCUCCCGCAUCCUUGACCCCGGAUCCCGACGAUACGGCCUCCUCCGAUGACCAGUCUACUUCGGACCCCUUCCACCAGCAGUCGUAUGCGACCGAUGACGAUGGAGAGGCGGAGGAAGAGGAGGACAUUGAUGAAUUAGAUUCCAAACGCACCUACCAGGUCGCUCACCUACCUUCCCGGGACGAUGAUCGCCCCCUGCCAUCGACCAGGACCGUUCCAGACCCAGCCUUAUCCUCCAGGAGAUCCGCGCCGCCCGCAGCCAUUACUCUCCCAGCGCAGAGGAGCACCCAUGAUCGUCCAGUAGACCCGGAACAGGCUGGCACGCCUCGCGAGAAUGCGCCCGUAGCUGGUUCGAAUGUGUCGACGCGUUCAUCCACGUCUUACGGAGGCACCCGGACGCCCGACAGCAGCAGCUCCACGGAUGUAUCUCGACCGUCCGACCUGCGUACCGGUCCAGCUACUCGAGUAGCUGGGUCGGGCUUGACCCCAUCAUUAGAUCCUAGUUCACGUCCUCUUGCCAGCCGUCCAGGUAACAGGGACCGGAUACCUCCGCCUCCGCCCAAGAGUCAUCAUGGGAAACGGAUCGCCCCUAGCCCUGGUAUCACACCCUCCUUCGCCCAAACUACCCCUGGCAAGACGACCAACCGCUUCUCUUUCCAUGGCUCCCCAUCUGAGCCAUCAUACUCCCCCCGACCCUCCCAAUCAGGGUCCGACUACUUCUCCGCAAAGCCGAAAGAUGAGCCGCGGUCGACUGAGCAGUCGGCGGAGUCCCUUCGGCGGAGUCAAUCGCAGCAUAAGCGACCGCCAACUCCACCGCUAAGCCGACGACAUAGCCAGAUGAGACGGUCGAAGACCACAAUGUCCAAAGUCAACCCGUUGCGGUUAUCCAUUCAUGUGGCACAGGACUCAAGCGCGGCAUCAUCGUCAUCAUCUCCGCCGCCCAGUCCAGGCGGCUGGUCUCUGAAACCAUCACGAACUCGAGAGUCUCGCGCGGGCAGUAAUCCGUCCGAGGAGCCCAUGCAUACUGCGACCUCAACCCUGCGCCCGGAACCCUCGGCAGCCGCACCAGUGUCGCCCACAGAAAUCUCACAUUCGACGUCAGGAGGAUCGUCGACGAAGCGGACUUCGCUUUACAACCCUCUUCCCCCACCUCCGCCUCCGCGACGCUCUCGCGGAUCCAGCAACCACAGCAUUGACAGCACUGGUCAGAGUCUCCGAUCGGGCAGACCAGCCGACGAGACAACAGCGGCACCAACAGCGCCAGUAACACAGGACGAAUUCGUCCCACAUCCAUCAAACGCGCAUGACAUUCUGGCCGAUUUGACCCGGUUACAGAAAGAAGUAGACGAUUUGCGCGGGCAUUACGAGAGCCGAAAGCCCAGCCAAUAGGCUCAGCCCAGUAUGGGGCUUGGCUUGGCUUUGUUCCUAUCAUUAUCUCACUUAUGUUCUGCAGCAAGAGCGAAUGAGCCCCAAGGUAGGCAUAGGUAUCGUAGGGAGUGAGAGUGACUGAAAGAGUGUACAUGGGCACGUGAACGUGAACGAGUGAUGAAGCAUAGCGCUUGGUUUGUUAUGUGGUAUCCCUUCCUUUCUUGAGUAUAGUAUAUGUUUCUGUUGGGUCAGUGAGGUAUGCAAACUAUGCAUGUGUUGUAUUAUUCUUAAUUCAAUCUCG